AUGUGCCACGGACCUCUUUAUGCCCUCCGCCUGCCACUCUUGAUAUUUCUGCCACGUCUUGGCCUCCCGCGCACACACAAGGUUGUUGUACAUUUGCAGUCCGCAUGGAGCCGACGGGGUAUCUUACUGGUCACGGUUAAAGCUUUCCGAGAACGCCGCGCAGCCGCGCAGCCAGCCGCGUUUGGCCGUGGGUGAGGGGUAGGGUUAGGGUUGGGUUAGAUACAGUAGGUCGGCCACCGUAUGUGACACAUCCCAUGUGUUGAGCGCCUAGGUCCAACAUCCGUUUAGACCGACAGCUGGUCUCAGCGCUCGGCCACCGAGCAACCACUGCUGUUAGUUCCAAAGAGACACCAAACUACAGCAGUACAGCAGUACUGGUCUACUGCUCCGAAGAGUAGGGCGUCACCACACCUAUCCGUCACGCAAUUCAGAUCACUCAUCGAAUCUCCGAAGAAACCAAGCAGAAACUCCCUGUUCCUCCGCGAUCUACCAACUGCAAUCUCCGUAGAUCCAUGUCCCAUACUCAACCACAUUACUAUGCUACGAGUAUAUCUAACAGCCCCCCUGCUCGUAUGCAUCGUAAUGAUACGGCAAGGCAACAUAAAUCCACUUACGAACCAAAACGUCGUUCCUAUUCGUCCGUGACAAACAAUGAACCAAAAACUCGAUUAUGCAAAUAUUCCUGAACCAAAAACGUCUCUUAGCACACUGCAUCCUUCAACUCAGAAAACGCUUUGCUAUUGGUCCAUCUGCUCUCUCUGCAUCUCGUCGCAUUUGUAUUCGCCAUACAUUUCAUCCCUUACGUCUCAAAGGCAUUAAACAACCCAUUCAUGUUAACAUAAUUAUGGAAGAACUCUUCCAUCAUUCUUUUCCAAAACAAUGAUCAAUCCUGGAUAAUCGCCUUCGAAAUACUGCAGAUGCAUACAGUCAUCCCCAAAUCCUACAUGAAUACCAAGACAACAUGAAUUUCGCAAGGGAUAAAAUAUGCAUGUUUGAUGCUUCCGAACACACAGAAUGUACCCAGUUCGCAGAUAAAACGCGACCAGGAACGAAUGCUACUCUCACAAUUCCGAUCAAACAAUAUCCCCAAAACAUUCGGUCAACGUCAAGACAACUUCCGCAGGUGAAACGCGAAUAUUUCUUGAUUGUAACACUCCAGAAACCAAACAUCAGCUUUCCGUUCCUCCUCCUGAAAGGAUAGUGUGCCCCUCUUCUCGGGGGGAUCUGCCCCCCUGAUUUGAGAAGGGGUUGGAGUCAGAAACACAGACCAAAAUAACACAUUCAAAGUCCAUCCAGUCGAAAGCUCAAGAAAAAACAAUAUUUAUGCAAAUCCGAAAAGCUAAUACCAAAACCAAAUCAAAAUCCAUUACCAAACAGUUCCAGUCCGAAAGUUCAGACCAAAUCAAAAACCAAAACCAAAAUCCAAUACCAAAACAAAGACAACAUCAACACAAAAUCCAAUCUAAUACCAAAACAAAACAAUACUCGAAACCCCUACAUUUGCCGGCGCAUCAUCAAGCUCCAGCGCUUAAUAACCCAUUGCCCAAGCCAUUGUUUUCCCCCCCGCGGACAAUUCGCACGCCUCCGCCGCGGUCGCCUUCCGCCAUCUUUUCCGGCUGGCCGCGGCUCGAGCUUCGAUGUUUGCGUCCGCCUGACUUGGGGGAAGAACAAUUGUCGCUCCGAGAGGAUUGACUCGGCAGUGGUGCAGGGCAGGUCGCGCGUUCGGAGGGGAUGAUGGCGGCAGAUUAGUUCCGAACAAACCAGCACUACUGAGGAGAAUCACAAACAUACAAACAUUCCCCCCGGUUCUGCAAAGUAGUGACUGCAUGCAGCAGAAAAAACAAUAAAUGAAACACACGUUCAAGUCGUCGGACCCUACUUGUGGAAUGGUUUGUCUGAAAUUCAUUGCCGAUGCGAUAUCGCCACACCAUAAAUAGCUGAAUAUCAUCCUGAAACGGAGGUUGAUUAGUCCUCUGUUGCAAAAUAGUAAUCAAGCUGCUGCUACUGUUCUAACCAUAGGGUAAUCAAUCCUAAGUCAAAACCUUAACAACUUUUGGAACCGCAAUCUCACAACAAAUAGCAAUCUCAAGACAACGUACAACAAUAUUAGGAAAUCAGCAUUUAUUUCGUCAAUAUUGUGAAUUUUUAAUCUGCAACAAGGUGGAGGUACCAAUGUUGCACUUCGUUGAGACUUGACACGUCUCCGGCACUCGCUGACACAACCAAGACAUGAAAAGUUUUUGAUCAGGUUAAACCUGCUACCCAAAAAGAGUCCAGAUAAAACGUUGAUCACGCAUUUUUGAUCAGGCUAAACCUGCUGCUCAAAAAGUAGCUACCAAAGAGAGCCCAGAUAAAACGUUGAUCACGCUAUUGCCGGGGAGAGAAAGUUGGUCUCAGCACGGCUGUCAGGAUGACAAAGCAAAAACCUCGCCGAUCACUGCAUUUCAUUACGCACAAUACUAUUUCUAAUACCAUGCUACACGCACACAUCAUAUCAUCAGUUUAGAAACUGGCAUCAGUUUUUGAGGAUUACUGGUAACCUGAAUUAAUUGUGUCUACCCGUUAUGCUACAGGUAGUCGGCCUUCUUUGGCCGAGCGUUUGACGGCGGUACCGCGCGACGAUGUCGCGAUUUUGAUUGAGUCUACCGCGUUGGCGUUUGACGGCAGUACCGCACGGCGUAUUGCCGCGU
Molecule: messenger RNA, 2690 nt
Organism: Ectocarpus sp. CCAP 1310/34
Lineage: Eukaryota; Phaeophyceae; Ectocarpales; Ectocarpaceae
Source: the annotation of a GenBank genome assembly